AUGAGUAUAGCUGCAUAUGCGUAUGAAGCUGACAGAGCUAAACGUUUAUAUUUUGGUCAAUACUCUCUCACACUUACUGACAAAUAUAUUGUUAUCACUGAUGGAAAUACUGAGAAAUACAUAACAUGGAAGGACUAUGAAAAGUUUGACCCUAUUUUAACUCCAUGUACUAUGCCGUUUAUAAAGGACGGUGAAAUUAUUGAAAAAGAUAAUACAACCGUAUAUAGGUCUGUUUAUGAAGCAUUAGAAUAUAUGUUGAAUCAUAACCCAAAAAGAUUUGACCCAAGCACUACACCAUGUGCAAUGCCUUUUAUUAAGGACGGUGAAAUCGUAAGAGUUCCGGAUUCAACGGUUUACACAGCUGUUCAAAACAGUUUACAAACCAUUUUAGCGAAUAUCUUUAAUUCAGAAACUACAGAAAUAAAAUUACCAUAUAUAACAGAUGCUAAAGAAAUUAAAUCAAAAACGACAACAUUAUUUACGUCACUUAAUGAUUUAAUGACUUAUAUCAUUAAUAUUCCUGCACCAACUACAACAUUUGAUCCAAACUCGACGGUUUGCAGUGUACCUUUCAUAAAUGACAGUUCAUUAAUUGCUUUAAGGGAUUCAACAGUAAAUGAAUCAUUAAAGGCGUCAUUAAUGAAAAUCAUUGAUUUUAACUCAUUCACGAAUACAUAUAAUUCAUUCAUUAAUGUUUCAUAUGCUUCUAAAGAAGGUGAGCCAAAAACUAUCGAUAAAGCGGUGUAUGAAAUAAAAGCAUCAACGACGAAAUUGAAUUCGUUAACUUUUGACGGUGAUAGUUUCGUUAAUGACAUAACAUCGGGGAAAACAAUUUUAACGAAAGAAUACUUAAAAUCUCAUGUUAGUGAGUUCGUUGAAAUUGAAAAAGAAGGUGGAAUUAAGUUCGAUCCACUGAAUUUCAUUUUCAGCUUAGCGAAUGCGGGUGUUAGUUUCGCUGAAUGGACAACUAUACAGAGUGAAAUAAAUGCAAUAUGGACGUUUUUGGGGUCAAAAGCGGGAAUGGGUGAACUUGUAAAUGCUGCAAGAACAUUAGGUGAAACAGGAAAUUUUGUAGAUGGUUUUAAAAGACUUGUUUCAAAUGUUUUAACAAACACAAAGAAAUUAUUUAGAUAUACCAUACAUAACGGUCAGAUUUUCGAACAGGUAGCAACAAACCCUCCGGUUAUGGCUGCGUUGAUGAUGGUUAGAGAUAUAAAACCACGUAACGACGGGAACGAAGAACAUGAACAACAGGAUACUGGUCGGGUUAUUCGAGACAUUAAAAACGUGUAUCCUGAAGUUAUUGAUUUAUUUAGAGGAAUUAAUGAUUCAAUUUCAAAACAUUCUAUAACCCUCGAUGAAGAGAAUAAAUUAACAGAUUAUAUAUUCGUCAUUAUUGCAGAAUUAAUGAAGAGAAUAAAUGAAAAAGGAAUUGGUGAUAUCAUUAAUGUCAGCGAUGUAAUGAUGAAAAGAAAUUUUGACUCAUUAUUUACAAAACCGAAAACAGAAUAUAGUCUUUAUGACGUAAUUACCGAAUUAAUGAAAAAGAUUAAUGAUAAUAAGAGUUCUGGCGGAAGAGUUGAAUUAGAAGUGAAUGAUGUUAAUGAGAAAUUAGCCGAAAAAGCAGACAAAAAUGAACUUUUAGCUCUGAGUGAUAAAGUCAAGAACCACGUUCAUUAUAUAACUUCAGACGAACAGAUUAUAACGGACUACCAUGGAUAUUUAACACGAACUGAAGAAGAAGUGAAGACGGAAGAUGUUAAUGAAAGAAGAUAUAAAUACAUUCGUGCUAAAGGUUAUGACAUAAGCUGUACUGUACAGUAUGACACAGGUAAAGCACAAGAAGCAUUUAGUUAUAACGAUGAAAUAUAUGCCUCUACUUUCUCUGUUAAAGGUGUAUUAGUUGAACCAAGAUUUACAUUGAGAGUUAAGGCAAAAAUAACUUUUGAAGAUGCUAUUAAAAGUAAAGCUGACAAAGUUGAACUUGACGCAACGAACAAAGUUUUGAAAUCUCAUAAACACAAUAUCUCCGAUAUAAAUGAACUUCAAGCUACAUUAAAUAGUAAAGCUGACAAGAACCAUACACAUGAAUCCUUCACUACUGUUAGAGCAGACGACAUAAUAUUGAACUAUACCCUUGGUUCAAGUGCACCUUUAGAGAAUCCAAGUACAAGCGUAAAAGAUACACUAAACUCCUUAAAUAGUAAAUGUAUGAACAUUGAAGUUCAUGUCAGAAAC
Messenger RNA from Trichomonas vaginalis G3, 2238 nucleotides. RefSeq names its product keratin-associated protein family. The record is from RefSeq and is a predicted model, not a curated record. NCBI's taxonomy places the organism in Eukaryota, Parabasalia, Trichomonadida, Trichomonadidae. The transcript has a single exon. The annotation marks the transcript as partial.